GACGUGCGGCGGCGCUUCCGGAAAGAUGGCGGCCGCGGGCGCAGCUGCCGAGCCGGUCCCGGCGACGGCGGCGGCGGUGGCAGCGAAGGACGACGAGGAGGAGGAGGAGGAGGAGGAAGAGGAGUCGCUGCCGCCGUGCGAGGCCGUGCGCUGGGCCCCGGUCGGGGCGGUGGCGGCGGCCGAGGAGGUGGGCGCGGCCCCGGGCUCCCCGCCGGACUCGCCUGGCCGGACGCUGCGGCGGCUGCGGGCCGAACGGCGGCGGCUGGACUCGGCGCUGCUCGCGCUGUCCUCGCACUUCGCGCAGGUGCAGUUCCGCCUGCGCCAGGUGGUGCGCGGGGCGCCGGCCGAGCAGCAGCGCCUCCUGCGCGAGCUCGAGGACUUUGCCUUCCGCGGCUGUCCUCACGUCCUGGGUUACGGGGGACCCGAGGACCCCGCCGGCGACGAGGGGGACGGGCUGCCGGGGGACCGGCCGCGGUGGCGGGGCGAGGAGCAGAGUGAGCAGGAGAAACAGGAACGCCUGGAAACUCAACGAGAGAAACAGAAGGAACUGAUACUGCAGCUCAAAACCCAGCUGGAUGACCUGGAAACGUUUGCCUAUCAAGAAGGCAGUUAUGACUCCUUGCCACAGUCCAUGGUCCUGGAAAGACAGCGGGUGAUCAUAGAUGAGCUAAUAAAGAAACUGGACAUGAACCUGAACGAGGACCUCAGCUCACUGUCCACGGAUGAGCUUCGGCAGCGUGUGGAUGUCGCUGUGGCACAAAUUGUCAACCCUGCCCGAGUGAAAGAGCAGUUGGUCGAGCAGCUGAAAACUCAGAUCCGAGACCUCGAGAUGUUCAUCAACUUCAUCCAAGAUGAAGCGGGCAGCCCUGUGCCGUCACAGGGUGGACACUGUGAGUGCAGGGCUGCAGGGAAGGCAGCAAAUGGCGCCACCAGGACUGGGAGCAGACGGCCUCCAGGAAAUGGUAAAGCAAAGGCAGACGACAUGAAGAGGGCCCAGGAGACUGGGCUGCACCUGAUGCGCCGGGCGCUGGCCAUGCUCCAGAUCUUUGCCGUUAGCCAGUUCGGUUGUACCACUGGCCAGAUCCCACAAACCCUGUGGCAGCGGGGCCAAACUGACACAGAUUACUCACCCUUACUCAAGAGACUGGAGGCAUCCGUCGACCGAGUGAAGCAGCUGGCCUUACGGCAUCAGCCACAUGGCCAUGUCAUCACGUCAGCCAACCUCCAGGACCUUGCUCUGGGAGGCAAGGACGAGCUGACCAUGGCCGUGCGAAAGGAGCUUACGGUGGCGGUGAGGGACCUGCUGGCCCAUGGACUAUAUGCCUCCUCCCCAGGGAUGAGCCUGGUCAUGGCCCCCAUUGCUUGUUUGCUGCCUGCCUUCUCCUCAGCCCCAGAGGCCAUGCACCCCUGGGAGCUCUUUGUCAAGUACUACCAUGCUAAGAACGGCCGUGCCUACGUGGAAUCCCCAGCCCGGAAGCUCUCCCAGUCCUUCGCACUGCCUGUUGGGGGAGGCACGGCUGUGACCCCCAAGCAGAGUCUGCUGACGGCCAUCCACAUGGUGCUGACAGAACACGACCCUUUUAAACGCAGUGCAGACUCAGAGUUGAAGGCCUUGGUGUGCAUGGCACUGAAUGAGCAGCGUCUUGUGUCCUGGAUGAACCUCAUCUGCAAGUCAGGGUCACUCAUCGAGGCCCACUACCAGCCCUGGAGCUACAUGGCACACACAGGCUUUGAGAGCGCCCUCAACCUGCUCAGCCGCCUCAGCAGCCUCAAGUUCAGCCUCCCUGUGGACCUGGCUGUGCGCCAGCUCAAGAACAUCAAAGAUGCUUUUUGAUGAAAACACCCUGGCCCUGGACCAGCACCUUGCUCAGUUGGGAUACAACAGCCUUCUGGGGUAGGAGCAGGAAGGAGGGAAAGGGCAUCUUUCCUUUGCCAAAUGACUCAGUCUAUUUCCCCCACCAGCUGAGUAUAUUAGAAAGAUAUGCUGGGUACGCUUUUGUUAAAAGAUUCUGGCCCAGUAUGUCAUCAGUGCAUCAGGGCACAGAUAUUUGGACCUAUGGGAAAAAAGCAGUCAUUGGACACAGUUAAUACACCGACUCACACCAUGACUGUUCUUACAAAACCUAUUCACUCCUGUUUGUGGCAGUGAAUGACAAUAUCAGUUGAUCUUGAAAAUAGUCAACUUAAGGCUCUGGUUAUUUCAGAGGCAUCUUUCCCCACUUGAAACAAGUAUUAUAGCACCCUAAGGCCAGAAUGUAAGUUCCUUUUCUGAAUACCGAUGCCCCUUUUUCCCUGACAUAUGGAUAGCCCUCUUUGAUUCAUUCCCUCUAAAAGAAGGACUGGGGGAGAGGGAGAUAAUACAGCAGGUAGGGUGCUUGCUUUGCAUGCAGCCUACGCAGGUUUGAUCUCCAGCAUCCAUAUGGUCCCCUGAGCACCAUCAGGAGUGAUCCUGAGUGCAGAGCCAGGAAUAAACCCUAAGCAUUGCCAGGUGUUGCCCAAAACUCCUCCCCAAAAAAACAAAAGUAGGAAUGAGGGUUUAGGAGAGAGCUCAAGUGGUAGAACCCAUUCAUAACAUGGUGAGAUCCUGGCCUUCUAAGGACCACUGGGUGAGGCCCUUAUAAAAAUAAACAUAAGGUGAGGGAUGGGAAUACCCACCAACAGAACUUCUACAGGAGUUAACCACAAAUUGGUUUGAAUAGGAGCUGUCUUUCACAUAGAGGUGAGAACAAAUCUAGGUAGUUCCCUUCUCAUGACACAGAUCACAGUCUGGGAACUGGUGGUUUAUGAGGAAUGACAAUCAUGGUCUGUAGCAUGUCCUUUGGCGAGGACCCUUUCCUCUCAUCACCUCCUAGGGUGAUGGAUACAUCUUACCAGAAGUAAAUGUGUUUGUGCUACAAUCAGGAGUAAAUGUGUUAGAGGUGUACUCCUUGAGACUACCCUUUCCCCCAAGUCAAAGACGGAACAGAAUGCACAUUGGUGAUGUAGUAACUCUAGGUACACAUGCCUGGAGCCUAGAGACUGGAUGAUGGAGGAGGAAGUAUGGGUCAUGUAGUAGGAACUGCAGCAGAUCACUAGGGACAAGGGUCUAAGCAUCUCUUUGUAAAACUGAAUCUACAUCCAUCCUACUUGAUAAAAUCUUUUAGGCUUUUACCCUGUGAUGUUCUUAGUUGUCAUGCAGUUUGCAUAUUGCUCCAGGACUGACCAAAGAGAGGCAAAGGGUAUCACUUUAUGAAAAACCAAAUGGGCUCGGAAUAUUACUGAGUGCUGUUUGUGUAUUAAGUUGCCUGCUGCACUUUGUGUCUGCACAAUUACAUUUUAGUGUAUUUUAACUUAAUUUUGUCAAAAUGUUAUUUAAUAUGUAUAACUGAUAAUUCAUUCAAUUAGGUCUGUAUGAAACAGGAUGAAUGUAAAACGUUGUGAGAAAUUUUAUAAAUAUAUGUGGUUGCCAAUAAAAACAUAGUAUUUUGU
Messenger RNA from Sorex fumeus (smoky shrew), 3468 nucleotides. RefSeq names its product RUN domain containing 1 (gene RUNDC1). Lineage: Eukaryota; Metazoa; Chordata; Mammalia; Eulipotyphla; Soricidae. The transcript has 5 exons. The coding region runs from base 26 to 1834 and encodes 602 amino acids. The record is from RefSeq and is a predicted model, not a curated record.